Messenger RNA from Aricia agestis (brown argus), 1229 nucleotides. It is a transcript of the gene Paf-AHalpha, whose product is annotated as platelet-activating factor acetylhydrolase IB subunit beta homolog. Lineage: Eukaryota; Metazoa; Arthropoda; Insecta; Lepidoptera; Lycaenidae. The transcript is spliced from 4 exons. The record is from RefSeq and is a predicted model, not a curated record. Bases 86 to 763 code for a protein of 225 amino acids.
UGCUUUUUUGGGAUUUCUACAAAAAAUAAAGAUACCUACGAAAUAAAUAUUGCAAAUAAACUAAUAAAUAAGGUCUUGUGAAAAUAUGAAUCCAUGCUCUGUUGCUGCCCCACAACCAGAUAUUGAAGGCGAUGGAAGAUGGAAUAGCAUUCACAACAGAUUCCUGUCAGAUGCCAAAGGAAAAGAUGCGGAUGUAAUAUUUAUCGGUGAUUCUGUUCUUCAAGCUUUGGAGCACACUGAAGUUUGGAAUCAAUGGUUUGCGCCGCUCCAUUGCCUUAAUUUUAGUAUUCACAGAGACCAGACUCAAAAUGUGCUUUGGCGUAUAAAAAAUGGAGAGCUUGAUCAUGUCGAUCCCAGAGUAAUUGUCCUACAUAUAGGAACAAACAAUAUUGAACAUACUCCAGAACAAAUUUGUGAAGGUAUCUUAGAAAUAAUUCACACAGUUAGAGAGAAGCACCCAAGUGUCUACAUUGUAUUACCUAGUUUACUACCUAGAGGACAGUAUCCUAAUAAACUAAGGGAAAAGAACAAUAAAAUCAAUGAAUUAUUACGAGAAAAGGUGGCUAGUAUGAAAAAAGUUGAGAUGGUAACAAUUGAUAAAGGUUUUAUUCAAAGUGAUGGGACAAUUAGCCAUCACGACAUGCAUGACUAUCUUGUCCCGACGAAUGCAGCUUGUCGAAAAGCUUUCGAGCCAGUUUAUGAUCUCUUACAACAGAUACUCACAGAAGGUGAACCAGAAAAGGACUUGACACCCUCUGAAUGAGAAGUAUGUGCUGUAUUUAAAAAAAGCUUUUACUGCGCAGCUAGAAUUGUGAUGAAGUACUUAAAUUUAAGCUUCUUAUUAUAUUAUAGUAUUAAGAGUCAUAUUUAAUUACAGUGUAGACUAUUUAAUAUUUAUUCAUACAUUCCAAAUUUAGUAACUCACUUGGCUGUGGUAAGGUUAGAAUAAUUCUCAACAACUUGUGCAACAUCUUAUUGUGCCCCGAGUGUCACAGAAUUUUUAUACUUUUACACAUGCAUGAAUCAUGAUAAUUAUAUUAAGAAACCUCACCAUAGUGUGUCCACGUGUUAAGGCAGAGUAUAUUUUUAUUCAUAAAAAGUUUUUAUAAUCUUAAGAAUAACAACUGCCAUGUGUAUGUAAAAUUUAAUGGGAACCUAAUAAUAAUUAUAACACUCUGUUUUUUAUUAACUGCUCAUGCCUCUAUUUAUUUUUUAUAAAAUAAACUUUA